GUCCUCAAUUUCUUGCCCCUGAUCCCACAGAACCUAGUCCUGAAUUUCGACUGUUCUUUGCUUAAGCCUGGCCCCGGCUGGCUUCCGUAGAUAAUUUCCCUACUCUAAAACCCCCCUUAUUAUAAGACCUUGCUGCUCGCUUGGUGGGUGUAGCGGAUAUUCGAAUUUCAAAUCCAUUCAAAUCGAACGGAAUCGGAUUCAUGAAUCGAAUAAUUGAACCUACUUGUCGAUUUCGCGAGCGGAGGUGUCUCGUGUCUUUCUCAAAGCCUCGCCAAAAAGCCUCGACGAUGGCGAUGACGGGAUGGCAACCAUCAACUGGCAUCUUGUGAAUGAACCAAAGGACCUCUCGUAAAGGCACCCAGCUCAGCCAGAAAAAGAGAAAAUGGGCAACGAUACCUCUAGACCAAGGGGCUCGCGCCCAGCGACAAGCAAACAAAAGACAGGCAGGUCGGGUUACCAGCCAACAGCACCACGACCGCCCCGACAGAACAAUCGCACGACAGCCACUGAGAAAUCCGAUCGCAGCAUCAAGAUCAGUGUCAGGAACGUCCAGAAAGAUGUUUCCAUGAAGAGUGCUGAUCAGAGAAGGAAGCAGGGCACAGCGAAUGACGACAGUGUCAAGACUUUUGCAGCCAGUUUGGCCACACAAUCUGCCAACCACUAUAGGAAGGGAAAUGAUUUUGUCAUGAUUACGGAUGCACUCUCAGAUGUCAGAAUCAACUAUCACAUUGAUGCCAAAGAGGUUGGCCACGGCCACUAUGGCGUGGUACGCAAAUGUAGGCAUAGAGAAAGUGGUGAUUCUUUUGCUAUCAAGUCAAUUCGAAAGGCCAAAGUGUCCAAAAUCGAAGUAUUGAAACGAGAAAUUGACAUUCUGAAAGAAGUCAGGCACCCCAAUAUCAUCCAAUUGGAGGAAGUAUAUGAAGAUGAGCGGUACCUUCACCUCGUUACCGAACUUUGUACUGGAGGAGAGCUCUUCGAUCGAAUCAUUGCCAAAACACAAUCUGCAGAAGGUCAUUUCUCCGAGCAUGAUGCUGCGACACUUGUUAGAGACAUUCUAGAUGCCAUUCGAUACUGUCACUCUAAAGGCAUUGUCCACAGGGAUCUAAAACCAGAGAACUUUCUCUUCUUGACAGCCGAUGACUCGCCCAUCAAGAUCAUUGAUUUUGGGUUGUCCCGGCAUGAUGACUCGAUCCAAGGGAUUAUGAAAACCAAAGUGGGUACACCCUACUAUGUGGCACCAGAAGUGCUUCGGAGAGAGUACACAAACAGUUGUGAUAUCUGGAGUAUUGGUGUCAUUUCCUACAUUCUACUGUGUGGAUAUCCGCCUUUUUAUGGUGACAGUGACGCUCAAAUAUUUGACGCAGUGAAAGUGGGCAAGUUCGACUUCCCCUCUCCGGAAUGGGAUGACAUUAGCCAGCUGGCAAAGGACUUUGUUGUUUCCUUACUGAAGAAACUCCCCAAAGACAGACCCACAGCAGAACAAGCCAUGAAACUGCCUUGGCUGAUCAAUCAGCUGGGUGAUGAAUUGCCAAAACACACUCCAGCACUAACCCUGCGAAGAGGAGAUCGUGGAGCUGAGUUCUCGAAGUAUCUGGGAAUGAAGAAGCUUCGAAAGGAAGCCCUUGGCUGCAUUGCCUCCAAUCUCACACAGGAACAGGUGGGGUAUCUUGGAGAAAUAUUCAAGAGUAUUGAUAAGGGGGGAGAUGGUGUCUUGACACUGAAUGAACUAGAUCAGGCAAUUGCCAGAGGAAACAUUCCCGCAAGUGUACAAGACGAUUUGAGAUCUCUGAGAGAUAAGCUGUCGCUGUCGGAAGACGCCACCUUGAACUGGAAGGACUUUCUUUCGGGGACAAUAGACAAGACACUAGCAAUGAGAGAAGACAACAUCAGAAUGGUCUUCAACCAUUUCAAGCAAGGAGCCGAUGCUGAUCAUCUGAAAUUUGAAGAUGUGGUUGAAAUCUUUGGGGGUGAAGCACAAGCACUAGAGAUCAUACAAUUUAUGGAUUCUGAUGGUGAUGGAGUCAUCUCAUUUGAAGAUUUCAGGAAAGCAGUGGAGGAGAGCUUGGCAGAAGGCGACGACGACUUCGAUGUGAGUGUCUAGACUGCUAGCUAGUAGUAGAGUUUUGAUAGUUAUUUUUGAUACGCCAUGGAGGCGCCUUUGUUAAUGUUAUGUAGACUAGCUAGUUUCGUUUCUUGCUAC
Seminavis robusta is the source of this 2200-nucleotide messenger RNA. The record is from the annotation of a GenBank genome assembly. Lineage: Eukaryota; Bacillariophyta; Bacillariophyceae; Naviculales; Naviculaceae.